GCCAUGGAGUACCUGAACGACUUUGACCUGCUCAAGUUCGAGGUGAAGCCUGACACUCCUCCACCGCCGCCGCAGCCCUGCCCUUACCCAAAACCUGGUCUUCACCAGGACCCCUCCAGCCCCCCCUACAGCGGGCGCCCCCCCCCAGGACCCCUCUAGCCUGAGCUCGAGUCCCUACACGUCCCUCCCCCCCUCCCCGACGCUGAGCGAUGCCCACCCUCCCCCGUCAGCCUCGUCCUCUUCCUCCAUCUCCUUUCCGCUCUCCGUCUCCAACGGCUACAUGUCGGGCCUCAGCUCCACCUCGCAAGGGAACCCGGAGGGAAGCCCCGCCCCAGGUGGGCAGGCUCAGUGUCCAAACCCCGCCUCCCUGGAGGACCUCAUCUGGCUGGCAGCCCUGCAGCAGCAGUUUGGGGGCGAGCCUGGGGGGGCCGCCUCACUACUGGGGGCCCUCGGAGGGGGGCCCGAGAGAGGGGACAGGGACAGGGCAGCCGUAGGGGGGUUCCUGGGCUGUGAGGACGCAGUGGAGGCCCUGCUGAAUUCGGCGGCAGUGGCAGUAGGAUCCCAGUUUCCUGUGCUUUCCCAGAGCUCGAGCAGCAGUAACCUUGGCGACUCUGGCAGCGACAGUGGAGGUGAUGUCUCCUGUGCCAAGGCCUCAGACCUGUGCCACCGCCCGCUCCUCUUCGUCUCCUCCACCCCUCCCUCCCUGCCCAAUGGCGGCCAGCCUACCGCCCCCUACCCACAAGCCCCCAGUCCUUCGGGCAGGCUCCAUCACCAUCAGCACCAUCACCACCAUCACCCACACCACCACCCCAUGCAUGGCCAUCAUCAUCCCCAUCAUCAACAUCACCUUCAAGUUAAUCAGUGUGGAGUGGACGCGGUGGAGCGGUUCUCGGACGAGCAGCUGGUGAGCCUAUCCGUGCGGGAGCUGAACCGGCACCUGCGGGGCGUGAGCAAGGACGAGGUGGUCCGGCUGAAGCAGAAGCGUCGCACGCUGAAGAAUCGCGGCUAUGCCCAGUCCUGCCGCUACAAGCGCCUGCAGCACCGCCACGCCCUUGAGUCGGAAAAACACAUCCUCACCCAACAGCUAGAGCAGCUCCAGUGUGAACUCUCCAGAGUACUGCGGGAGAGAGACGCCUACAAGGCUCGUUACGAGAAGCUCAUCAGCUCCAACGAAGCACUGUCGGCGCACGCCAACAACCCACCUUCCCCUCCUCCGGACUACUUCCUCUGACGACACCCCUGAAGAAAGGAGAGAACGUAACCAGCGAGGAGAGAGAGGAGAGAACAGCCAAAAACGAACAGCCAAAAACUAAGCAAAGAGGCAUAGACACGCAGUUGGCAUGGACUAGAAGAGAACAUGGAGACCUGCGAGUAGCGGCAAGCAGAAGCUUCCAAAGACUGCAAAAUCAGCAACUUCACUUCAUCAGGUAGAAUUGGAUCAUAAGACAUGAAGUCAGAGCAAACAGAGACAAUGUUUCUCCAACAGAACGGAUGCAUCUAAUGGUAGAGGGAGGGUCACCUUGACACUGAAAGUUUAGCGAAAUCUUCAAGCAUCUUUCUUUUCUUGCUGGUGAUAUUGUUGGGACAGGCGCCACUCAGAUAGGUCUUCAUGUUUGUCAAGCUGCAUGACUGCCUGACCUAAGUAAGCAUCACACUUCAAGCUUCUGCAAAAGGCCUUCCUGCUGAGUAUCAAAUCAAGUGAUUAUGACGGUUCACUGACAACUCUAUCUCUAUUUUGGGGUACCAAGAAUGCUCAGAUCCGUCAGUGUGAUCUCAUUGCUUCGCCAAAGUUCACAUUCAUGAAUAGUGAGAUCCUUGGAGUCUUAUGCAGGGAUGACUCUUCACUUGAAUACUGGUACUUCAGUAUAUCUUGAUCCUGGUGAUUUGACAAUCCUACAACUGUACUGGUUCUCCUCUUGGGUCAAGUUGGUCCAUGCUGGAGGGGGAAGAGAAGUCAGCGAUGGUGCUACAGUCACAGGUCAAAGGUCAGAGAAGACUCUGGAUUUUGAGUGUCAGUGCAGUGCAAGUGCAAGACGAUCCAAGCUGUAUCUCAGUCGCCUCCUGGCAACAAAUAAAAUGCUGCUUUGCUUACCAAAGGUUGAGUCCCUCUCGUCACAAAUUAAGAGGAGCAAUCUUAGAAUAAGAAUGUAUAACACAUUUUCAUGAGCGCUUUUUUUUUAUUGUUAUGUGAAAAAUAAGCUGACAAAACAUACUACAGAUGAUAGUAUGAAAUUAUGUUUUAUGACAAUGAUAGGGCAAUAGGUUUCUCUGCUUGUUGAAAACUGAGCAAGGUAGUAAUUUAAUGUCAGUUUUUUGUGAUUAACAAAGGUUUUUUUUACCACAGUGAACAACUGGAAGCGGGCAAGUGCUUUGCUACACCGGUAUAAGUGGAGCAAUAAUCAGGCCUUGAAAGGUUUGUGAGGACAAAAGCUUAAUGUUUAAAGGUGUGAAGCUUCUACGCAGAUCAAAUAAGAAAAAUACAAAGCAAUACCAGCUGCAACAAAAUGCAUCAACCCUGAGUGUUGUGAUAAAAAACGGGUCUAUGUAAGUGUACCAUGACAGAGUGCAUUAUGCAAUUUUUUUUUUUUUGAGUGAUUGUGUCUCCUUAGUGAAUCAAUAAUGGAUGAGAAUAAGGCUUAUGAGAAGUGAAACUUGUGAGAGAGACUAACAACCAAGCACCUCCAAUUCACAGAGCUGGUCACUGUGGAGCUUUCUUUCUUUCUUUCUUUCUUUAAAUAAAAAAAGGACUGGGUGAAGCAUCUGAAUAUAUUAGCAUGAUCUCUCUUUACAACCGCUUCCUUUCCAUGUGAUCCUAACCGCACACCGCAUUUAGUUCACCUAAGAGGAGUUUUUUUUUCUGUUCCUUUCUUUUUUGGGGGGGUGGGGGGGUAUCAUUCUCUGCCUGAUGCCACCCCUGAUAGUGUUUCUCUGUUCUGCUUCUGGGGACCUGCAUCACUCCAUCUUUAUUCUCCUGCUGCUGCUCUAGCUUCCCUCGCCCUGGAGAGGUAUGGUGUCUCACUGAUCACAAACUGAACGACUGAGGAUACUCAGUUUCACAGGUCUCCACAGACAGGUGCGGGCGGGGAGGGAAACACUGCCCCACACACACAUAAAUGUGUCAUAAACACCGCAUCGUAUCACAUGCCUCCACAGUUCAUGUCCGUUCUUAAUAGCUGCCUUAACAUUGUUAUCAUUUUGGAGUGAGCCCAGUAGCAAGACAUGGGUAAACUGGUGAACGAUUAAUUAGUUACUAUGUUCGUGCUUAUGACACAUUUAUAAUGGUUUUUGUGACAGAGCUUAUGUUUUUAUUUUCUUUCAUUUCUUGGAUAGGCAUAGUUUGACCAAUACAUUCUGUAUCAUUAUUUAUUUCCUUAUUUAUUUACAGUAUUUAUUCAUUGUUUGUUUAUGUAUUUUCAUCUGCCGGUUUACUAUUUUACUCAAACGAGUAGUGUGUACCCUAUUUAUUUGGUAGGAAUACAACAUAAUCAUUACAAUAAUUUUGGACCAUAAAGACCAUUAUUAUUGCCAUCUUUAUCAUGGUUUUGUGCCCCUGUUGUAGUGGUUUACAAUGAAAUAAACAUAUUUUUACCA
Molecule: messenger RNA, 3591 nt
Organism: Clupea harengus (Atlantic herring)
Lineage: Eukaryota; Metazoa; Chordata; Actinopteri; Clupeiformes; Clupeidae
Gene: nrl
Product: neural retina leucine zipper
Exons: 4
Coding region: 281-1231 (316 amino acids)
Biological process (GO): regulation of transcription by RNA polymerase II
Cellular component (GO): nucleus
Molecular function (GO): DNA-binding transcription factor activity, RNA polymerase II-specific; RNA polymerase II cis-regulatory region sequence-specific DNA binding
Source: RefSeq, a predicted model, not a curated record